AUGUCCGUAUUCGUCAACAACACAGUAACCAGACUACAGCUGUACAUGAAGCAGCUUACAAAUUCACUGGACGAGACAACUACUCAAAUAGUGACCUCAAUCCCUCGGGUGCUUCAAGAUGCGUCUUCCCUCCAGUUAGAAGGCGCGCUGCUACAGCAGAGACUCCUGUCUCUGGAGCAGAUGGUGCGGGACGUGCAGGAACAGACUGGACACUCCAUUGAGAGCCUGCAAAGGACCGAUCAGCUCAAGAGCCGGCUAGAGAAUGCAGCGUCGACUCUCCGUGAAGCCGACAAGUGGGCGGCGUUAGCGGCGUGGCUUGAAGACGUUUUGGAGGCAGGAGUGCCGACUAGAAGUAAUGAGCUACAGGAGUUAGCUGGGAGAGUGGCGGCCAUGACAGCUAGCUUGGAGGUGCUAAGCGAAGCCCCGGAUUAUGAGAGCAAACGUCUGCAGCUGGAAACACUAUACAACAGGCUAGAGGCAGCCAUAACCCCGCCUUUUAUUGAAGCACUCACACAGAUGGACGCUGACCGCACCUCCGUCUACGUGUCCCUUCUAACUGGUAUGUCUCGCGGCGCCCCGGCUCGGCGCUGCUGGCGGAGAGCGGCGGCGGCGCGGCUGGCGGCGGGCUGGCGGCGGCUCGAUGCACACAGCUCGCCGGCGCUCACACAUUUGCUGGCUGCAGACGCUAACAAGCAGGUGGAAUGGCUAACCAACGUACUGAAAGCUGACACGCCUUUGGGGGAACUAAUACGUUUGUACACUGACCUGCUGCUGUCACUCGAACCACCUCCGACUAAAGUGGCCUCAGCGAACUUCAAACUGUGCUCGACGCCUGAAGAAGGCAUCAAUCUGCUGACCGACUUGAGGAGAGACAUAGAUGAGUUCAUCGCCUUCAUCAGGAAUGUCAUUGACGCGCCUAGGUCGAAUAAAGGUGAAUCAUCGUCAUCCCGAACACUAAAGCUCAUAGAUAAGCUCUUUUUCGUCAUCAUCAG
Messenger RNA from Ostrinia furnacalis (Asian corn borer), 992 nucleotides. RefSeq names its product conserved oligomeric Golgi complex subunit 7-like. The annotation marks the transcript as partial. Gene Ontology annotation, cellular component: COG complex. Gene Ontology annotation, biological process: Golgi organization; retrograde vesicle-mediated transport, Golgi to endoplasmic reticulum; intracellular protein transport. The record is from RefSeq and is a predicted model, not a curated record. NCBI's taxonomy places the organism in Eukaryota, Metazoa, Arthropoda, Insecta, Lepidoptera, Crambidae. The transcript is spliced from 8 exons.